This is a messenger RNA of Rhincodon typus (whale shark), 3123 nucleotides long. RefSeq names its product minichromosome maintenance complex component 3 associated protein. The record is from RefSeq and is a predicted model, not a curated record. The transcript is spliced from 12 exons. Gene Ontology annotation, cellular component: transcription export complex 2; cytoplasm; nucleus. Gene Ontology annotation, biological process: mRNA export from nucleus. The coding region runs from base 136 to 3123 and encodes 995 amino acids. Lineage: Eukaryota; Metazoa; Chordata; Chondrichthyes; Orectolobiformes; Rhincodontidae. Gene Ontology annotation, molecular function: RNA binding.
AGAGGAAACGGACUGUGUUUAUGCUGGGUGGUAAUGGCGGCAGCGUAGUGAGUUUCAUUGCUGGGAACUGGGCUUUCGGGCUUGAUAUACGAAGCCGGGCGCACUUAGAGGAGCCGAUUCACUGAGGGUGGUGCCAUGGAUCCCGCGGGCAAGUUUCCCCCUCCCCCCUUCUUCCAGAAAGGGGACAGCGGUUUUCAGGGCCAGCAGGAUGCUCCUUUCUCCAAGGCGGGGGAGGUGGGAGGUCCGCGGGCUCCGUCCGUCCUUGGUCCCUCCUUUAGCUUUAAACCUCACGGCACCUUUCCGGCUUCUGUAAACUUCGGCGCCCCGAUGGCCCCCGCGUUUGGACCGGCCGAGAGCAGCUUCCGAGGGUUUGGGAAGCCGGACGCCCCAAGGCCGCGGGUUGGAGGGCUGGACAACAAACCGCCGUCCAACAAGCGGCCCUCGUUUCACUUCUCGCAGCCGCUAAGCAGCGGGGAAACGGCCCUCCUCACCGCUCCACAGUCCGUAGGCGGCCCCUCCUUCAGCUUCUCCCAACCGACCAACAGCGGGACUUCCUCCGGCCUCUACAGGAUGCUCCGGCCGACGGCCACUGUCAGUUUGCCAAACACCUUCAGCUUUUCGCAGCCGGCGGCUAUGAGCAGUGCUCCCGGAGGCUUCCGGUUCGUCCAUCCCAGCCCCGGCAGCAGCUCAACCCCAUACACCUUUUCUCAACCGAGCUCGGCCGUCUCGCUCGAUCACUCUGCAUCCAACAAGAAAGUAGUUGGCGAAGAAAAACAAACUCCGAAGCCAGGCUUUGGAGGGACUGAUACAACACCGCAGGGCUGUCAUGAAGGUAGACGCAGUGCAACGGCAACCACUGCAACCCCAGCAACGUUUGGGCUCACUUCGAAGCACGAGGGGCAGGAAGGACAGCUGACGCCCAGGAAGGGGAUGAAAAGGAAAGACAAGCGAGACAGGUCACCAUACCAGUUUGAAUACAGUCCUGCUAAAGAACAAGUUGCAGUGCCCAAACACAGUCCGUCUCCAAGGAAACGGCUGUCGAAAGUUACGCCAUCGCCGGGCGUCUUCAGUCGCACUCUUCAAGAUGUGUUGAAGGGCAGUAGGAGGGAGUCUAAAAGAGUCAGCACAUCUUCAGAAAGUGAAACGAUUGAAAAGUUAAAGCUGCUGUCUGAGACAAGCAUCCCUUUGGAGUGGCCUGCUCGAUUGAGAAAAGAAGAACCAAAGAAGAGAGUCAGAGAUGAUUUUGGCAGCAGGCCUUCCUCUCGGCGGCUACGUCGUGUGGACAGCACAGACAGUCUAUCCAGUGUUCCUUUGUCAGAACUCACCACGAUCCAGUGCAAAAAUGUCCCAGUGGAUCUGAAUACAAAGGAAAUCAUCAAGAAGCACUUCUCACAGUUUGGAAAGGUGCAGCGGGUAUAUUGCCAAGCUAGUAAGGGACUGGCAGUGGUUCACUUCUCUGAUCAUGCAUCUGCGUCCAAUGCAAAGAAAAAAGGAAAAUCUCUCCACAAGCAACAGAUUGAAAUAUUUUGGCAACGGAAGAAGAACAGUCCUGGGAAAAAAUCUUCACUGGAAGAAGCAAAAGUAUCGAAAGGCGAUGAAGAGAAACACAGCAAAGAUAAGGUUAAUAUAGAACAGUCAUCUCCACGCAAUCCACCUCCAAGAUCUUCUACAGGAGCUCCUGUGAACAAAUCACCAGUGAAGAAAACAUCUGCUUUGAAGACUCUGCAGUCAGAGAAUGAAUCUCAGGAUCUACAAGAGACUGAAGAUCAGGUAUCAAUUCCUGACCGUGCGGUGUCGCUACCUUCCUCCCUCACCCAUCUAGCUGGUACAGUUGCCAAUACUCCAGAAGACAAAUACAGGGUACUUGACCAGAGGGACAAGUUAAUGAGACAAGCUCGAGUGAAAAGAACUGAGCUGGAGAAGGCAAAAGCUAUUGUGGGGACAUGUUUGGAUAUGUGUCCAGAGAAAGAGCGUUAUAUGAGGGAGACAAGAUACCAACUUAGCUCUUUUGAGACUAUUCCUGGCACUGAUAAGGUUAACCAUGAAGCUGCAAUCAAAGAAUAUAGCAGGUCAUCUGCAGAUCAGGAAGAACCUUUACCCCAUGAGCUUCGGCCUGCUGCUGUCCUGAAAAUGACCAUGGAUUAUCUCGUGACGAAGAUUAUGGAUUUGGGUGAAGGCAAUUACCGGGAUUGGUAUGAUUUUGUAUGGAACAGAACUCGUGGAGUAAGAAAGGAUAUUACUCAGCAGCAUCUCUGUAAUCAGCUAACAGUGAUGCUUAUUGAGAAAUGCACACGGUUCCACAUCCACUGCAGUCAUCAUCUUUGUGAAGAGCCAAUGUCUUCCUAUGAUGCCAAGAUAAAUGAUGAAAACUUGACUAAGUGUUUGCAAAGCCUGAAAGAAAUGUACCAGGACUUGGCGACCAAGGAUACCUACUGUGAGAAUGAGGCAGAGUUCAGAGGCUACCACGUUCUGCUUAAUCUCAAUGAGGGAGAUAUUCUCCGAGAAGUCCAGCAGUUGCGUCCAGUUGUCCGGAACUCCCCCGAGGUGAAAUUGGCAGUCCAGGCUUUUGCUGCUCUUAACAACAAUAACUUUGUGCGGUUUUUCAAGCUGGUUAGAUCAGCCUCCUAUCUGAAUGCUUGCAUUUUGCAUCGUUACUUCAAACAGGUACGUCGUGAGGCUUUGAAGACUUUGACUUUUGCAUUCACAGUCAGUUCUCAGCGAUCCACAAUGUUUCCAAUGGAGACUCUUGUUCGAAUGUUGCUUUUUAAGGAUUGUGAAGAGGCAGAAGAAUUCACCAGGGACUACGGUCUAAGUUUAAGUGAUGGAUGUGUUGAAUUGAACCGAUCAACGUUAUCUGAUCCAGAUUAUCCACUGUUGCCGAAGAAGUCCUUGUUUAUUGAUCAGAAACGGACUACACUGAUUGGGGAGGUUGUGAAUGGAGGACCUCUACCACCAUUUACACCGCACAUGCCUGUUUUGAGCUUUGAUGGUCAAGGCCGAUAUAUUGGGGAGAGCCGUGAAUCAAGCAUUCCUGGCCAGAAACCAAUCCUGAGUGAAGAAGGUGGUCAAGAAGCAGCAAAAAAAGUUGAAACUGAACUUCCUCCAUCGUGUAUUGGUAAGUAA